This is a messenger RNA of Chenopodium quinoa (quinoa), 2274 nucleotides long. RefSeq lists its product as uncharacterized. Lineage: Eukaryota; Viridiplantae; Streptophyta; Magnoliopsida; Caryophyllales; Amaranthaceae. Bases 1313 to 1939 code for a protein of 208 amino acids. The transcript is spliced from 3 exons. The record is from RefSeq and is a predicted model, not a curated record.
CUACUUAUAGGGCCGGAGCAGGCUGGCUAGUCCGUGAGCUUUAUUCUUCUGAGGUACUAGGAGGUGGAUGUCGGGCUUUUAUGGCAAGUCCAGCGUUGCAGUCUGAGCUUCAAGCUUGUGUUUGGGGUUUGGAGUUUGCUAUCCAUAGAGGCUUCUUGAAAAUCCAGGUUUAUACAGAUUGUGCUGCCCUCCUUGCUCUUUUUCCUUCUUCUGGGUCAAUGGAAAUUUCGGCUUGGUGGCUCAUUCAAGAGAUGCGGGCUUUAGUUCAUUCCCUUUUGGUUUGCCAGGUUCAAAAGGUUCCUUGUUUGUGGGUUACUCCUGCUCACUGGUUAGCUGGUUGGGCCCGACGUCGUCAGUUGUUGUAUUUUUUGUUUUAGUUUUUCGUUGACAUAUGUUGUAUUUGUUUGUUUUCUUUUAUUUGAUAGCUCUUCGUCAAAAAAAAAAUAAAAUAAAAUAAAAUAACAUAAAACUGAUCAAAUCUCAUAAAGCAACACUGUGUUUAUUUCAUUGAUCAUAACUUGUAAGUAACACUACAUCAACAACAUUAAAAAAAAAAAACCGAUAAAAUUCUUAAACUAGUCCAUCAUUAUCUUCCAUAGAAACAAUCCAAAUCCAAUGAUAUAGGAAUCAUAAUUAUGGAGAAGAGAAAGAGAAAGAGAAAGAGAAUAGUUUAAAAAUGCCCAUACGUUUGCUAAACCCACUCCCCUCAAAUCCUUCCCAAAUGCCAACGCAAAGAAAAGAUCCAAAAAGUAGCGUAAGCGCCAAACUCAUUCACAUUUUCUCUCUCCUCCUAUCUCCAUCAAACGGUUGACACUACACUUCAUCCACCACACUCAAUCUCAACCGCUGAUUUCCCAAUUACCUCUAUUCCUUUGUUUCAUGACCCUUUGUCCCCUUGUAUGAGGCGUUGCUUUGUUGUUGAAUUUUAAGUUGCAGUUUGUUUAAGUCUCCUUUAAUUUUCCUUUAUUUUCUCUCUUAAAUUUAAUGAAAAUUCCCCUAUUAAUUUUUGAGAAUCCAAACACACCUUUUCUUUUCCUUUUUCCUCAUUUUUAUUGUUCUCUUUCCCUCCAAUUAUACUUAGCUCUCUCUUAUAAUGGUAAUGCCAAUCAUUCACCUAAACACACCUUUUCUUUUUACUUCUUUAUUCUUGUUAUUAUUAUUUUUAUUAUCUUAAUUAUUGAAUGUACAAUCUCACUUUUAUAUACACACAUUAAAUUGUAUACAUACAUUUAGCUAAAUAAUAAAAAGAUUUACACCCACCUCAAAUUUUAUUCAUUCCCAUAAUCUCAUAUUUUCAUCAUCAGCGGCAGCAAUGUCAAUCCCUCCAUGGUUAGAGCCAAUGCUAGGCACUACAUUCUUCCACAUUUGCCGAAUCCACGGCGACGCCGCUAGGAGCGAAUGUAACAUGUUUUGUUUGGACUGCCAUUGUGAUGCUUUCUGCUACUAUUGCCGAUCAUCCCGGCAUAAGGAUCAUCAAGUCAUCCAGAUAAGGCGAUCGUCGUACCACGAUGUAGUAAGAGUAGGAGAUGUACAGAAGAUGAUGGACAUAAAUGGAGUACAAACGUAUGUGAUUAACAGUGCGAGAGUAAUGUUUCUAAAUCAAAGGCCUCAACCUAAAGCUGGUAAAGGUGUUGCUCAUUUGUGUGAGAUUUGUGGGAGAAGUCUUUUAGACCCUUUUCGCUUUUGCUCUUUGGGUUGCAAGCUUGUAGGAGUGAGAAGGAAUGGAAAUGCAAGCUUUGCUAUAGAAGGGAACAAUAAUAAAGGUGAAGUAGGAAUAUCAAUGACAAUGAAUAGUAAUACAAAUACAUCAAGUAGGAGAGAAAGAGAAGCUUUGCGUGAAGGCUCACAACAAGACAUUUACCCGCCCACGCCGCCUCCACCUCCUUCUAAUUCAAGAAGAAGAAAAGGAAUUCCUCACCGAGCACCUUUUAAGUCUUGAUUUAUUACUUAAUUAAUUAAUUAAUCAAUUUAACCUUGUUAAUUAAUCAUUUACCUACUGCUAAUUAUGCUUUUAUUUCUACCCUUUUCCAUCUUCUUUUUGUGUUUUUGUAUCAUAAUUGUGAAAAAAUAAACCAUUCUUAUUAUUGACCGGGGUGCAAAAUGUAAAAUUGUAUUUUGCACCAACUUAUAAUUUUACAUAGAAAUUGUUGUAAAUUGAGGAAUUAUUACUUGGGAUUUAAUUUGGAAUGUAAAUGUUGUGUUAUGGCUACAAAUCUUAUUUAUAUAGAAUGUUAAGGAUAAUUAAAGAUUAUAGACUAUGAGGUAUUGAGAAGA